UCAGGGCUUCAUACAGGAAAUCUAUUGCUGUGUCAAGUUCCAGAGAAAAGCUUCUGUUCUCCCAAGUUACUAAUCAGGCUAAACCACAUAGACGUGAAGGAGGGAGCUUGAAAGAAGGGAGUGCCUCGCUGUUGAUGGGCUAAGAGGAUUCUGUACCGAGAAGUUGACCGGAAAGGGUCUCACCAUGCUCACAGCUGUUUCUGUACCUGUGUGGAGGAAAAUUACUGAGUGAAGGGCAAAAAGAGAGAAAACAGAAAUGCUCUGUCCUUGGAGAACUGCUAACCUAGGGCUACUGUUGAUUUUGACUGUCUUCUUAGUGACUGAAGCAGAGGGUGCUGCUCGACCAAACAACUCAUUAAUACUGCAGAAUAGCAAGGAGAAUCUCACUUUAGCCUCAAGCAGUUCAUGUAUGGAUGGAACACAGAUUACACAGAACAAUUCAGCACUUCCCACAGAAGUAAAUACUUCAUGGCCUAUACUGAUGGGUAAAAACGCUGUGCUUCAUUGCCCUCCUAUCGCAUUAAAAUGUUUGAUCAUAAUAACAUGGGAAAUAAUCCUGAGAGACCAGCCUUCCUGUAAAAAAGCCUACAGGAAAGGAACAAAUGAGACCAAGGAAACCAAUUGUACUGAUGAGAGAAUAACCUGGGUGUCUAGACCUGAUCAGAAUUCGGACCUUCAGAUUCAUCCAGUGGCCAUCACUCAUGACGGGUAUUACAGAUGCAUAAUGGGAGCGCCUGACGGGAAUUUCCAUCGUGGAUAUCACCUCCAAGUGUUAGUUACUCCUGAAGUGACCCUGUUUCAAAGCAGGAAUGGAACUGUAUGCAAGGCAGGUGCAGGGAAGCCAGCUGCACAGAUCUCCUGGAUCCCAGAGGGGGAUUGUGUCACUGAGCAAAAAUACUGGGACAAUGGCACAGUGACUGUUAAGAGUACAUGCCACUGGGAGGGCCACGAUGUGUCUACCGUGACGUGUCAUGUCUCCCAUUUGACUGGCAACAAGAGUCUGGACAUAGAGCUACCUCCUGUUGCAGGUGCCAAAAUAUCAGCAAAAUUAUAUAUUACAUAUAUCAUCCUUGCUAUUAUUUUGAUCAUCGUGGGAUUCAUUGUGUUAUUGAAAAUCAGUGGCUGCAGAAAAUAUAAAUGGAAUAAAACAGAAGCUACUCCAGUUGUUGAGGAGGAUGAAAUGCAGCCCUAUGCAAGCUACACCGAGAAAAACAAUCCUCUCUAUGAUACUACAAACAAGGUGAAGGUAUCUCAGGCAUUACAAAGUGAAGCUGGCACAAACCUCCAUGCUUUAUAAUUUGUUGGACUCUUGCACCAAACAACAACAACAACAAACAAGAUACAUUAUAAUUACUGUCUGAUUUUCUUACAGUUCCAGAAUGAAGACUUAUAUUGAAAUUAGGUUUUCCAAGGUUCUUGGAAUGUACAGAAGACAUUUUAAUGAAUUUUCAUUUAUACCCUUGUAUAAUUGGAAUUUUAGAUUCUUAGCUACCAGCUAGUUCUCUGAAGAACUGAUAUUACUUCAAAGAAAAUACAUGCUGAUGACCAAAUAUUCAAAUUUUGCAGGACAGUAAAUAAUGAAAACCAAAUUUCCUCCAGAAAUAACUGAAGAAGGAACAAUCAUGAACAGUUUCUUGUGUAUCCUUUCAGAAUAUUUUUAUGUACAUAUGACAUGUCUAUAUGCCUAUGGUAUAUGUGUCCAUUUAUAUGUCUAUUUAAAUAUACACACAGAUAUCUUUGCUAAGGCACCAGUGGGAAGAAUACACUGCAAUACUGUUCUAUACAUAUGAAAACCAAAUAAUAUAAGUCUUAGAGAUCAUUUUAUAUCAUGACAAGUAGAGCUACCUCAUUCUUUUUAAUGGCUAUAUAAAAUUCCAUUGUAUAGUUAUAUCGUUAUUUAAUUAAGCACAACUCUAAUGAUGGACAUUUAGAUUCUUUUAAGUUUUGUUUAUUUCUUUGAAGUUUUGUUUGUGGUAUAAACAACACCACAUAGAAUGUUUCUUGUGACUAUGUCUCUUUGUUUUUGUUUGAGUAUAUCUGUAGAAUAUCCUUAAGUGGAAUUGUCAUGACAAAGGGUUUAUAAAUUUUACCAUUGACAUAUAUGUCAAAUUGUGUCAAAUACAUAUGUCAAAUUCCCUCCAACAUUGUUUAAAUGUGCCUUUCUUUGAAUUUCUAUUGUAAUAUCUGUAAGAUUCCUGCUUCUACAGUUGCCGAUUUUUCUUUUUAAUCAACCAGAUUAAAUAUGAUGUGAGAUUAUAAUAAGAAUUAUACUAUUUAAUAAAAAUGAAUUUAUAUUUUUGGUCAUGUUUGUAUGAGAGUGAAUGCACCUAUGAGAACAUUAGCUUAUUCUGAACUCAUUAUAUCUCUACAGAGGUGUUGAUACUUGAUGCCUAACAGUUUUGCAGAUGUGCUACAUUGGAAUCAAGUAUUUUUAGGGUAUACAUUUUAUUGUGCUACAUUUAUUGAAUAAUGAAUGUCUAAUGACCAUAUCAGCAGCAAAAUAUGCACCAUAAAGGACAUGGGGCAUUAUUUAUAAGAUAUGAGCUACAUGACAAGAGAGUGGCCAUGGGAUGGCAUGUCCCUCCCCUCCAUAUUUCUGUAGAGUCAAAUAUUGGCAAUGUGUAAUCAUUUUUAAUAUCAUGAAAUUAUUUUUUAAUUAUAAAAAAUAAGUCUAUUUGCUCCAUAGAAGAAAAAAAAUUAGAAGUUUUUUUGGUCAUGAUAGAAAUUAAAACAAAAUGUAUUCAUUCUUCAAUCAUGCCAUCUGAGACUUUUAAGACAUCUAUUUUCUCUUACAUUUUUCUCCCUCUAGACAUUUCAGUUACUAUGGACUUUAAUCCUUAAAAGGAUUCUUAGUCUAUUUUGGAUAUAAAGCUAAUCUAAUGACACUUGGCACCUGAUAUUUUGAUCAAAACAUUUUGACUUGGCCAAAAAACAGAGUCCAUUAGGUUUCUACAUAUAAAUAUGACCAAGCAAUGUUCAUAAGAAACAUGAUUACACUGUCCUUGAAAUUUAAUAAUUCUUCAUCCAACCCUGGUUGAGCUAAGCCUCAUAGUUAACUUAGGUCCAAGACCAUAUUUUUAAAAAUUACUGAUAAAGUAAGACAGUACUAUACUUACCUCUUAACUUGAUAAUGCCAAAACAGGCAUGUUAACUGACAUCAUAGUAAAGACUUCACGAUAAUUUAUGAAAGUUAAGUAUUGUACAGAAAAUAAUUGUACUAAAAUCUCAACUAUGAGCUGGAACAAGGGUGAACAUUAUAGAUCAUAUAAAAAAAUUAUACAUAUUCUCCAAACCCAUGCUAGACCUGUCAAAUUAGAAAAUCUAGAGAUUAUAUCUGGUAGGUCAGCAAGGUCAUCCAGGAAGCAGAGGCUGAGAUGGAGUUAGGUGCGAUUACUUACAUAGUCAAUUACAUUUUACAAAUCUCAUUUUAUAUGUCUCAUUUACUGUGCUUUCUCCCCACCCCAUUUUGUAUCUUUUCCUUUGCUUUGCUAGAUUUGUUAAUUUUCUCUCUGUCUCUCUCUGUCUUUCAACAUCUCCAGUUACGUGAAAUUUAUUCAUCAUAAAUAUACAUCUAUUGAGUCUAUGCUUCAUUUGCAAACUUCUGAAAAUAGCUUUACUGAGAUAUAAUUGAUAUAUUUAAGUGUACAGUUUGUUAAAUAUUGACACAUUUAAAAUGUAUGGUUUGGUAAAUGUUGACCUAACUUUACAUCUGUAAAGCUAUCAGCAUAAUCAAGGUAAUAAACUUAUCCAUCAUCCUCCAAAA
Messenger RNA from Saimiri boliviensis boliviensis (Bolivian squirrel monkey), 3763 nucleotides. The record is from RefSeq and is a predicted model, not a curated record. NCBI's taxonomy places the organism in Eukaryota, Metazoa, Chordata, Mammalia, Primates, Cebidae.